Molecule: messenger RNA, 2010 nt
Organism: Phoenix dactylifera (date palm)
Lineage: Eukaryota; Viridiplantae; Streptophyta; Magnoliopsida; Arecales; Arecaceae
Cellular component (GO): NSL complex
Source: RefSeq, a predicted model, not a curated record
GAGAGAGAGAUGGGUUCUUCGAAUAGACUCCAAGCGGCCUUCAAACCCCCGAAGCGAGAGCUCGCACCCUACCUUCCCCCGGGUUCGAACCCUAACCCUAACCGUAAUCUUGCGGGAUCUUCCACGGCGGCGGGAGCGGCGAUGGCGGAGGGGGGAGUUACGGCGGUGGUGGUGGAGGGGGCGGAGGAGGACGAGGUGCUGAGGGACGCGGGGGCUCUGUCUCGGGAGGAUGUGCUGCGCCGGCGGUUGCGGCGGGUGAGGCAGCUGGAGAGACUCUACCGGCGGAAAUACUGGGCGCUGAUGGAUGAGCUGCGGGUGCGGCACCGGGAUUACUACUGGGUUUUCGGGUUGAGUCCGGUGGAGGAGGAGGGUAGAGGGAGGGGGUCGGAUGAUGGUGGGAUGGGGUUGGGAUUAGGGUUUAGAAAGGGGAAGAGUAAUAAUAAUGGGGGGGUGGAGGAGAAGCGGUGCGCGUUUUCUGGGUGUAAGACGAAGCCGAUGCCAUUGACGAGUUAUUGCCAUAGCCACAUACUCUCGGAUAGCAAGCAGACGUUGUAUAAGCCUUGCAGUUAUGUUAUAAGGAGCAGCCCACAACAUGGGCAAGUUGUUUGUGGGAAGCCAAUUCUGAGAGCCACCAUGCCCUCGCUCUGCCAUGUGCACUAUCAGAAGAUACAAAGGAAUAUCUCACAAGCUUUGAAAAGAGCAGGCCUUCACACACCCUGUUCAAGCAGGCCUGCUCCAAAAUUUAACGUUCUAAUUGCUGAGUGUGUGCGUCAGAUUCAAGCCAGAAGAGAAACAUUGGAUGCUACAACUGAUAACAUUGUACAAGAAGCGAAUGAAAAAGUUGAUACAAAGGAAUCUCACAAGCUUUGAAAAAAACAGGCCUUCACACACCCUGUUUAAGCAGGCCUGCUCCAAAAUUUAAUGUUCUAAUUGCUGAGUGUGUGCGUCAGAUUCAAGCCAGAAGAGAAACAUUGGAUGCUACCACUGAUAACAUUGCACAAGAAGAGAAUGAAAAAGUUGGUUGAUCUUUCUUUCUUGAGAAUAUGAUUCUUGUUUGCAUUGCUGUCCUGACCUUCCAGACAUUAACCUCACCAAUCAAACUGAGCUAGAUAUCUGGGUUGACCCACUCUGCCUGGGAAGUAUGCUCACUAAUCUAACAAAGGUCUGUUAAAGGACAGCUUAACUAACAGGCUUGGUUCUCAGGGUGAUGACGACCCCUCAGUUGCAUGACUAUGAUAUAGGAUGAUGACUGCGUAAAGGUUUCGCUACCCAAUGGCCUUGUUAGUAUACUUGGAGGAGUAUUCAAGUUUCUGGUUGGUUGGUUAUUCAGCUUUAUAUUCAGGCAGGGCAAUGCAGCCAAGGCUUCGCCGCCAGGCCCCAGAUACGAUAUACUACUUGGCAUCCCUUCUUGGGCGAUUACCUGAUACAAAUCCAUCUGCUUCCUGCUGCCGUGCUCCUCCACUUUCUUCUGCUGUUUGAACUGAUGCAAUCUCAGUCCUAUAUGUUCUGGAUCAAGGGCCAUUGGGAUUUGCCACUCUUAUGUAAGUCUUAAGCAGAUCGGCUCUGAUGUGAUUAUGUCUGAGAUGAAAGAAAUAUUGAAACAGUUAUCAUGUGAAUGCAGUGAUUCUUUACACCAUGGUGAAAAACCAGAGCUGAAUUAGAUGGUCGUGUUACUCGUGUAUUUGUCAAGCUGGAAAUUCUAUAAGCAGAUAUUGCUGCCCAGCCUGAAAAAGAAUAUGCCUACAUGCUUAGCAAGUCAUAUGCAGUAGACUGUAAUUGGGCGUGCGAUGUUGAAAUUUAGGUCACUGCUUUGUUUAUUAGGCUACAUGAAAAUUUUUACAUGGCAAUUGAAAAAUGAUAGUGUGGUUGUUUCUUCUUAAAAUUUACUGUCCAAGGUUUUGAGGCACCCUCCUUUUUCAUUCUGUAAAGCUUGGUUCACUCUUUAACUAACCAUAUUGAAAGUCAAAAAUUUUGUAUCUGCAUUAUUUAUUGUUUUAGGAACUUCCCGUA